This is a messenger RNA of Culicoides brevitarsis, 1316 nucleotides long. RefSeq lists its product as uncharacterized. Lineage: Eukaryota; Metazoa; Arthropoda; Insecta; Diptera; Ceratopogonidae. The record is from RefSeq and is a predicted model, not a curated record. The transcript has 2 exons. Bases 585 to 1166 code for a protein of 193 amino acids.
GUGCAACGCGUCAUUUUUGUCGUCCCAAUUUUUAGUGAAUUUUCUCGGAUUUUCAUCAUGGCUGCAAUUGGAUACAUUCCCCAAAACCACGAGUGGUGCCUCCAACAAUUGAUGGAACGUGAACCCGAGAUUUUGAAGCAUUUUCCCGACGUUUUGCCCGAAACUAUUGGACAUGUAUCCGGUGAAGAGGUUCUUCGUCUCUUGUGCGAAGAAAUGGUUCGUUUGGGAUUUGCCAUGUAUCCUGUAAAUCGCGAUUUGGAUGGUUUUAUGUUCCUGGCAACCACAAAAUUGGCCGAAAGAGGCGCCAUUGGAAGUGCUUUUGCCAUUGCGACAGUUACAUUUCUCCAUGAAAAGUCAGAAAGUUUCAUGUUUGAUCACGCAUUUGCAUGGAAGAAGAAAAUUUUGGAAGAUCCGCAAAAGUACGAGAAGGAAAUGAAGAUUUUUGAGCCGAUUUUGAAGAAGAUUCAGAAGAGUGACACACUUUACAAGCCGGUUUUUGAUCAUUUUGACCAGAUUUUGGAUGACAAGUACUUCCAUUUUCUCUGCGAGAAGAAAAUUAAUACGAAGAACGCAACGAUGUUCGUAUGACUUCUUUGGUCAAGCGCUGGCAAACUCGCUACUUUCCAAAUGGCGUCACUCCAUACUUGUACAAACUCCUGCAAAUCGCGAUGCACUUUUUGAACAUGCGUCGUUUCAAGCAAGUCCGUCACCUCUUGGCUGUCGUCGCAGAGCUCAUGAAGACCGUCAACCAAGACACCGAAAUGUUCCGCAAAUUACGUGACAUGUGGUUCAUGAUCAAAACAAUGCACUGGGCCACAAUUUUAGCCAUCAGCGAAUUAAAGGAAGUCCUUUUGAAAUCCCCGAAACUCGCCCCAAAAGUCGAAGAAUUGACCAAAGUUGAAGACAAAGUCAUCGAAUUUGGCAUCCCAUUACCCGACGGAGAAGAUCCCGAACUUCCAAUUGACUUGGUGGCAACAGAUGCAGCCCGUGUCCCAAUUUACACGAAACUCAAGACGUACGAACGUCAUUUGAAGCGUUCGAAACUUCCGCAUGUCGCGGAUUUGUAUCGCAGCGUUUUGAUUUGCGACAUCAACUUUUACGACGCGAACAAUGGAAAUCCAUUCUGCUGCGGAAAACACGGCUGUGGAUCGCGUCACGGACAUUAAAUGAUUUUUUUCUUUGAAAUUCUCGUAAAAUUAUGAGAUUUACUUGAUUAUUGAAUUUUUUUUACCUAACUGUGAAUCAAAAGAGACUUUUUGAGUGUAAUAUUAAUAAAUGGACGAACUUUAAAUUAAUUUAUUUCAAGAAAUGUGAGC